UAGAGCUAGACAGAAGGCAGAUAGCUACGCUACAGUUCGGACGCAUUUCUCCCCAAUUGAAAAAUUUAGUAAAAUUCCAUUUGACCUCCGUACAUUUUUUUUAAGAAUUUCGUUUUGCGUUGUGUUUUAAUAAUAUAAAUUUAGGUUUUCUCUCUGCAAAAUAAAUUGCAAUCAUGACUUCGAUUGAAUCGAAACGCGUACAAUAUCGCAAGUAUCUGGAGAGAGCCGGCGUCAUUGAUGCCCUGAGCAAGGCCCUCAUUAAGUUGUACGAGGAACAGAACAAGCCAGAAGAUGCCAUACGCUUUGUGCGCAAGUUCAUGUGCGAGAGCUGCCCGGACGAUGCCCAGUACGAUCUGAUGAAAAAUGAUUUGGAGGAGGCAAAGACGAGCAUCUCGCGUUUGGAGCAGGAGCUAGAGCGCCUGCGUGGUCAAAUCAAAAAGUCACCGGAGGAGUACCAGGAGCUCACCCUGGCUGGCUACAAAUCCCUCAUGGACGAUGAGGAGAAUGUUAAUUCGCUGCUCCGCAAGUACCUUACACCGGAGCUCUUGGAGGAGUACAUGCUGGUGACCACAUCGCCGCCAGUGGAUGCCUAUCUGUACGAUUGCGCCGUCUCGGGCUUUGAGCAUCACGACUCGUCGGUGGGCAUCUAUGCCGCCGAUCCAGACAGCUACGAUGUGUUUGCCAAGAUCUUUGAUCCGAUUAUCAAGGACUACCAUGCCCAGCAGGACAACGAUUCGGAUGCGCUGCAAAAGGACAGCGACUGGGGCAAUGUGGAUGAAAUCGAGAACCUGGAUCCGGAGCGCAAAUACAUCAUCUCGGCGCGCAUACGCAUCGCUCGCAACAUUGAGGGCUUCCCGUUCUUCCCCAAGCUAACGGAGAAGCAGUUCAUCGAGGUGGAGGAGAGGGUGCGUGCCGCCACUGAGACCAUGGAUGGGGAGCACAUCGGCUCCUAUCUGACAUUGAGCGACAUCGAUGCCGAGACCCAGCAGGAGAUGGUGAAGCGUCACAUAAUGUUCCAUCGCGGUGACGCCUAUCUGACCACCGCAGGUUGUUAUCGCUUCUGGCCAACGGGCCGUGGUGUCUACCAUAAUCCGGCCGCUACUUUCCUGAUCUGGGUCAACGAGGAGGAUCACUUGCGCAUCAUUUCCAUGGCUCCGUGCGGCGACUUGGGCGAUGUGUACAAUCGUCUGGUCAAUGGCCUGCAGGAACUCGAAAAGACCCUGACCUUUGCGCGCAGUCCUCGCUAUGGCUUCCUCAGUGCCUGCCCCACCAAUCUGGGAACCACCUUGCGUGCCUCGGUGCACAUUCGUCUGCCCUUGCUGAGCAAGGAUAAUGAACGUUUGGUCGCUUUGGCCGAUGAGCUGCAGCUGCAGAUACGCGGCACCGGCGGCGAGCACACUGCCAUCGAGGAUGGCGUCAUGGAUAUUUCGAACAGACGUCGUCUCGGUUUCACCGAAUUCGAGCUGGUCAAGUCUCUGCAGGAUGGCAUUGUGGCCCUGAUCAAUGCCGAGGAGGAACUCGAGACAGCCGGACAGGAGGGUUAACUAUGUUUUCCACACACCCGAAAAGAAAGCUGAUCCCGACACGAAGUACGAAAUCACAAAAAUACACAACGACAAGGACACAUAUCCAACAAUGCAUCAUAUUUGGUUAAAUAAAUAAUUAUAAUAGUCCGGUAAA
Drosophila pseudoobscura is the source of this 1680-nucleotide messenger RNA. RefSeq names its product arginine kinase. The record is from RefSeq and is a predicted model, not a curated record. Bases 174 to 1544 code for a protein of 456 amino acids. The transcript has 3 exons. Gene Ontology annotation, biological process: phosphocreatine biosynthetic process. Gene Ontology annotation, molecular function: creatine kinase activity. Lineage: Eukaryota; Metazoa; Arthropoda; Insecta; Diptera; Drosophilidae.